AGUCAGGGAUACCAGUGGCGGAUUCAAACGGAAGAUGGCAGCGGAUAAAGAUUCCAAUAAAAAUACACAAAACAGAAGGGGUACGGUGUGUAACGUGGUGAUCAGCCAGGAUGCAGGGGGAUCUUGGGGAGGCGGUGGGGUUGGUGGCCGCCCGCCCGUCAUCUUCAACCCAGACUUCUUUGUGGAGAAGCUACGUCACGAGAGACCUGAGGUAUUUCAAGAGCUGGUGCUUAGCAACAUCAGCCGCCUCAUCGACCUUCCCGGUGCUGAGUUCUCUCUGCUGUUAGGGGACGAGGGAGGGCCCAAGACACCCACAGGGGCCGGAGGGGGAUUCUUCCGCUCCUUCAACUUCCUCAAACGUAAAGAUAAGGAAGUGGUGUUUGGGACUCCUCUGACAGAGGGAGGCAUCGCCCAGAUUUACCAGCUCAUCGAAUACCUCAGCAAGAACCUGCAGGUAGAGGGUCUGUUCAGGGUGCCAGGUAACAUUGAUGCUGAUCGGCAGCAGGCCCUGAAGGAGCAGCUGAACAGUGGCGCAGACAUCGACCUGGAGGCAGGGGGCUUCCACCCCAACGACGUGGCCACCCUCCUCAAGACCUUCCUGGGAGAGCUACCUGAACCCCUCCUCACGCACCAACACUUCCAUGCUCACCUCAAAAUAGCAGACAUGAGUCUGUUUGAUGAACAAGGCAACAAGACGUCAGUACCUGAUAAGGAGCGUCAGAUUGAGGCCUUACAGCUCCUCUUCCUGCUGCUGCCCCAGGCCAACCGCAGCCUCCUCAAACUGAUCCUGGACCUGCUCUACCACACCGCCAAGCAGCAGGACAAGAACAAAAUGUCCGCCUUCAACCUCGCCCUCAUGUUUGCCCCCCACGUCGUGUGGCCCAGAGAUAUGGUGGCCAGUGACCUCCAGGAGAAUCUGAAGAAGCUUAACAACGGCAUGGCCUUCCUCAUCAAACACUCCCAGAAACUAUUCAGGGCUCCUAUGUACAUGAGGGAGCAUGCCAGAAUGCACUUCACAGGAUCUAAGACCCUGCAGACCAAGGAUGAUAUGGACCUGUCAUCUGUGACUGGUUUCCCUGCCCCUGUUCCCUGGAAGAGGUGUUGUGCUGACCCGUCUCAGUACCUGUCCCCCUCCUCGUCGUCCCAGGGCCAGCAGCACCACACAGAGGAGUCCCUGAAGGAGCUGUUCAGACACGUCCAUGACAACAUGCCCAACUCUGCCAAGAAGAAGAAACUCCUACGACAGCUUGCUAAACAGACC
This is a messenger RNA of Oncorhynchus gorbuscha (pink salmon), 1261 nucleotides long. RefSeq names its product rho GTPase-activating protein 19-like. Gene Ontology annotation, biological process: regulation of small GTPase mediated signal transduction; signal transduction. Gene Ontology annotation, molecular function: GTPase activator activity. The record is from RefSeq and is a predicted model, not a curated record. Gene Ontology annotation, cellular component: cytoplasm. Lineage: Eukaryota; Metazoa; Chordata; Actinopteri; Salmoniformes; Salmonidae.